Messenger RNA from Callorhinchus milii (elephant shark), 2428 nucleotides. RefSeq names its product pinin, desmosome associated protein (gene pnn). Gene Ontology annotation, cellular component: catalytic step 2 spliceosome. The transcript is spliced from 9 exons. Bases 51 to 1937 code for a protein of 628 amino acids. NCBI's taxonomy places the organism in Eukaryota, Metazoa, Chordata, Chondrichthyes, Chimaeriformes, Callorhinchidae. The record is from RefSeq and is a predicted model, not a curated record.
GGGGGGUGGGGGCUGGACUGGUGAGGAGGAGGAGGAGGAGGAGGAAAAAGAUGGCGGUGGUUGUGAGGGCUUUGCAGGAUGAGCUGGAGAAGGCGAAAGAAAGUUUGAAGAACGUGGACGAGAAUAUCCGCAAGCUGACCGGGCGUGACCCGAACGAUGUCAGACCUGGUCAAGCGAGGCGGCUAUCCAUCCCAGGCCCCGGAGGAGGUAGGGGGCGUGGAAUUGGAUUACUUCGACGUGGACUCUCAGAUAGCGGAGGAGGACCCCCAGCUAAGCAGAGAGAUUUGGAAGGGGCCAUCAGCAGGCUGGGCGAACGUCGGUCUAGGAGAGAGUCACGUCAGGACAGCGACGCGGAGGAUGAUGAUGAUACAAAAAAGCCAGCGUUGCAGUCUUCUGUUGUUGCUACCUCCAAAGAAAGAACCCGCCGAGACCUUAUACAAGAUCAAACCAUGGAUGAAAAGGGAAAAGAAAGGAAUCGGCGGAUGUUUGGCCUUUUGAUGGGUACUCUGCAGAAAUUCAAGCAGGAAUCUAAUGUUGCAACUGAACGGCAAAAAAGACGCCAGGAAAUUGAGCAAAAACUUGAAGUACAAGCAGAACAAGAGCGUAAACAAGUAGAGAAUGAGAGGAGAGAAUUGUUUGAAGAACGCCGCACAAAACAAACUGAACUAAGACUUUUGGAACAAAAAGUGGAAUUGGCCCAUUUGCAAGAAGGAUGGAAUGAGCAUAACUUAAAAAUAAUCAAAUAUAUAAGAACAAAGACAAAGCCUCACCUAUUUUAUAUUCCUGGCAAACACUGUCCGGCUACUCAAAAGCUUCUAGAUGACUCCCAAAAGAAGAUGAAUGCAAUUUUUGAACAGAGACGUCUGGAGUUUGCAGAUCAGAUUAACAGAAUGGAAGUUAGACCUAGACGUCAGUCACUGAAGGAGAGAGAACAGCCAGAGUUGCAGAAUGAAGAGCGACAGAACGAGGAAAAGGAGGGUAAGGUGGCUCACCGUGAGGAGAUUGAGGAAGUAGGUAACAAGAACAAUGAGGUAGAAAUGGAGGCAGAAGAGGAAGUGGAAGUGGGUGCAGCUCAGAGUGAUGCAGGGAAACAGCAGCAGGAAAAACCUCAGGAAGAUGAGGCUGAGGAAGAGGAGGAGGUGGAGGAAGGGGAGAGCAACAGUCAGCCAGAGAGUAUGCCUGUCGAUGAGGAAAAGGAAGUUAGUCAGAGUGUAGAGAAUGAUCAGGAAAUGGCUGAGGAGACAGAGAAGGUUCAGGAGGAGACAGUGGUUGAAAUCUGUAAGGAGCCAGAGCCUGAACCUGAGCUCGAGCAAAUACCGGAAUCCGAGCCCAGGCCUGAACCUGAGCUUGAAUGUCCUGUUAAGCCUGAGACCGAGCAAGAGAAUGUGGUCAGCACUGAGCCUAUGGAUUUGCAAGUGGAGCAGGUGAAAGUGUCACCCAGGAAAAGUGUAAGCAGGAGUAAGAGCGGUAGCAGGAGUAAGAGCAGAGGCCGUGACAAGACCAAGAGUAAGAGCAAGAGUAGGAGUCGGAGCAGCUCUAGCUCCAGCUCGAGCAGUAGUUCUAGCACUAGCAGCAGUGGGAGUAGCUCGAGCAGUGGGAGCAGCAGCAGAAGCAGCUCUAGCUCUAGCAGUAGCAGCGGCAGCAGCAGUAGGGAUAGCAGUAGUAGCAGCAGCAGUAGUGAAAGUCGAAGCCGAAGUCGGGGGCAGAGCAGGGACAGGAAGCGUAGGAGGAGUUCAGAGAGAAAACGCAGAGUUGUUUCGAGUGCAGACAAGGACCGUAAGUCAUCAAAAAACAGUAGUAGCAAAGAGGUAAAAGGAUCGAGGGAAAAGGGGUCACGUACAGAUAGAAAGAGGUCUGUGUCAGAAAACCGUUCAGGAAAAAGGUCGUCGCGUAAUGAAAGAGAUCAUAAAUUGGACAGAAAAGACAAAAAGCACUAAUUCACAGAAGACUGUACUUUAGAAAGGCAGUUUGUACAACUUGGUGAUGACAUACCUGACAGGUGGAGGGAUGUUCUCUUUCAGCUGGAGGAUAAAUCCACCUUAAGUCUUGCAUGCUGUAUAGUACUUUUAUUGGAAACCCUUGAGACUGUUAAAUGAUUGCCAUGAGUCCCCGUACUUUUACAUUGUUUUGUAAGAAAUUUUCUCUGAUUACUAUUAAAAGUGUAUUCUGAAGAUGGAAUUGUAUGGAAAAUAGUGUACUGAGCUUGUUUGAAGGAUUAGCCUUCCUCCCUUUUCAGUGUUUUUAAACUUGUUGUAUUUGACCAAUAAUGAUACCUCUUCUGUACAGUUGAAAUUCCAGGGGGUUGGGGGGGAGGGAAAUGGCACCUGAACAUUAUGUGUUACUUCUUGGCGUAAAGACGGUUGUCACCGACUAUGUACUAUACAGUUUCUUUAUGUAGAAUUAAAUGUACAUUUCAAAAACAGUAAAA